Messenger RNA from Nelumbo nucifera (sacred lotus), 1918 nucleotides. RefSeq names its product B3 domain-containing protein Os01g0234100-like. NCBI's taxonomy places the organism in Eukaryota, Viridiplantae, Streptophyta, Magnoliopsida, Proteales, Nelumbonaceae. The record is from RefSeq and is a predicted model, not a curated record. Gene Ontology annotation, molecular function: DNA binding.
UUGAAUUUAAACAGCUCAACGGUCAACAUUUAGACUUUUUACAAAUCUAACUUCUGGCCUGAGAGCGAGCUUUUUAAUCUGUUUGGAUUUCGGAAAUGGUGGUGGAUCAGAAGGCAAAAGAAGACACUGAACGGGUAAAAGCAGAGGUGAAGGAAGACAUGAAAGAUAAUGAAGACCGGGUCACACUUUCCCGGUUGUUUCAAACUCGGCAAAGCCCCACUCCAAGUCCAAAUCCCACCUCCACGGUUAGCCGCAGUAAGCCGAAGGAGACUAUUACGAAGUUGUUUCGGAGAAGAUGGCAUUCCGCUCCCCCACGAAUACGUAAGAAGCAGAAAGUGGUUGUCCAUCAUGCACAGACUUGCAAAAGCUAUAAGCAAAAGAGGUCUAUCAUUGAUCGAUUAUUUGCUUCUGGGAAAGCUAAUCCAACAUCUGCCAUGGAACGAGCGAGAGAAGUUCGGAUGAAUUUAGAGCCAGAGUUCCCUAGCUUUGUGAAAGUUAUGCUUCGCUCACAUGUUACUAAUGGGUUUUGGCUGGGGCUUCCUGCGAAAUUCUGCCUUUCCAACUUACCAAAACAAGAUACUACCAUAGCUUUGGUGGAUGAAAAUGGGCAAGAAACUCCAGCAAAAUACCUUGCCCAAAGGGUGGGCUUGAGUGGUGGAUGGAGAGGCUUCUCCAUUGCCCACAAAUUAGUCGAGGGAGACGUGUUGAUAUUUCAAUUAGUCACUGUUACUAAAUUCAAGGUGUACAUAAUAAGGGAAAAUGAUUUGACUGAAGUUGAUGGAGCCCUUGGCCUUCUAAAUUUGGACGGUCGUGCAAGGAAAAUGGAUUCUGCAGAAGACGAGGAUCCCCCGCCAUUUUUACCUGUUCAUGCAGAGAAACGUCAAAAGACUAACCACCCAAUAUCCAUAUCUCAUCUUGGGAUGCCAAGUGGAGAGAAGUCUGAAAAUGACGGUCAAGAAGUUGGCCCAGAGGUUUUGGAAACAGGAAUCAGAUUUUCAGGGGCCAAUGUUGAAUUCAAAGAUGUCAACAAUUUUGAGGAUUUCAACAUUGUGGUGAAUGAUUUAAUUAUAAACUCGGAGCUCCCUGAACACGUAAGGAAAAAUUACUAUCAGCUCUGCUGUAGCCAGAAAGCUUUCCUCCAUGACAAUCUGCUUGAGGGCAUCAAUUGUUUGCUAAGCAGUGGAGUCAUUUCUGAGACUGUCAACAUAGCUGACGCCAUAAGAGCUUGCAAGCUGACCACGGCAUCCAAGGACGACUUAAUGAAAUGGGACAAGAGCUUACAGGCCUUUGAAUAUCUUGGAAUGAAUGUAGGCUUUCUACGUUCUCGGCUGAAUUGCCUUGUUGAUCUUGCCUUCGGAUCAGAGGAGGCUGUGGCUUUAAGGAGGUACAAGGAAGGAAUGGUUGCACAAUCUCAGUUGGAAGAAAACAUAAGAAAUCUGGAAGUGAAGCUGGUACAACUUAAAGAGACACAUAAGAGAUAUGAGGACGAGAUUAAGAGUCUGAAGGUGCAGACUGAGAUGCUUGAGAUAAAGUUUCAGGAGAAGGUUAAUAGUCCUUGGUGAUAGUCCUUUUUGUUGGGCGAUCUCAGCCUUUGUGUGAGCAUGAAGGAUCUUAUGCCAACAGUUUCUUUCUACCCAUUUUGAUGGACAAAAGGAAGGAUAUGAUGAUGACUUUUUGAGGCAUUUUAUCCCUACUAGGUGCAUAGUACAUGUAUAUAUAUAUAUUCCCAGAAUUAUGUAUGCAUGUUUUAAGGACUCAACGUACCUAUCUUACGGUGUUUUUUGUAUAGAGAACACUGUAUAUUUUAAAUUCUGAUCUGAUCUAUAUAGGGUUAAUGGUCAUAAAAGCUGCUUUUUUUAUUAGGGUAAAUUACAAAGGUGCCCCUAUUGUGGGUCCAUUUGCCCGUUAAGUAGAUGAU